AAUUAAACAAAUAUUUUGCAAGAAAUAUUAGUGUAAUAUAUAUAGUGCAAUUUAUUAUAAUUCCACCACACUGUAGGAACUUUUGUUUACAUGGCAUUCCAUUGGUGCGAAAAUGUACACACAACUGCUUUUACUCCCAGAGACUAUCAAGUUGAAUUGGUGGCAGCUGCAUAUGAAGAAAAUACCAUUAUAUGUUUGGGACAUAAGUCCUCAAAAGAAUUUAUAGCAUUAAAACUCUUGCAAGAAUUGUCUAGAGAAGCACGCGAAACGCUUAAAAUUAGUUUAUAUCUUACAUGUAAUAGUAACUCAAUAUCCAUAUCAACCAUGCUGGAUCAUCUUACGGAUUUAAAAGUCUUCCAACAAGUUAAUGAUAAAGAAAAUGUUAACAUAUUCUCCACUUAUUAUCAUGUUUAUAUGGUGCAUCCUAGUUUAUGCAUAGCUGCACUAAAAAGUAAAGUUUUAAAAUUGGAAAAUAUCAACCUUUUAAUAUUAGAAGAUUGUCACAUUGUUAAUGUGUAUACGGAGAUAUUACCGCUAUUUGCUAUUAUAAUGCAUAAUAGUUAUGGCGUAUCGUCACCGAAAAUAUUAGGUUUAGCUGGUCCAUUACACAGUGCAGGCUGUUCGCUACAGCAGUUGAGUGCAAUGUUAAAUACGCUGGAGAGAAAUACGUUGUGUAAAGCUGAAACUGCUAGUGAUAUUGUUACCGUACUUAGAUACUGUUCAAAACCAUACGAAUAUAUUGUGCAGUGUAAACCAUAUAAUAAAGAUGAACUGAGCUUUUUACUUGAGGACAUUAUUUCAACACGGAAAGUGUUUCUACAAGACCAUCGCUAUGAUCCUACCGAAAUAUAUAAUACUGAAGAAUUCCUUGAAGAGCUUAAAGAUAUACCUGAUCCGAAAAAGGAACCGCUUGAGUUUCUUGAUAUAAUAAUGACAGUAUUGCAUGAGAUGGGUCCUUGGGCUACUGAUCGCGUUGCUCUUAGUUUAUUUCAAACAAUUGAAAGGCGAAAAAUAAAGACACCACACGAACGUCACUUCUUGCUUUUGAGUAUGGUAAAUACAGCACUCAUAGAGAUUCAUGCCGUGUGUGAAACCACAUUUCGUAAAACUUCCAAACACAAAAAGCUUGUAGAACGUUAUUCCAGUCCGAAGGUCUUGCGUUUGCUGGAAGUGCUAAGAUUAUUCAAGCCCACAGACUUUGUUACAGACAAUGAAAAAAUAAAAAAAAUGAACACAGAAUUAGAUGAAAUGGAUUUUCAACGUAUAUCGCGUGCCGUAGAACAAAGUUGUCAAAAUGUAGAAAAUAUCACAAGACAUCAAUUGGAAUCACGUUCAAUAGUCGAUAAUUUGGAUUCAAUUAUUAAGAUAACUGACACAACUGAUGCGCUAAGUAAAACUCUAAGCAAGAGUUUAAAAAUAAAUACAAACAAAAAAGGAGAGAAGCACCAACACAAUUCGCAUCAUAGGCGACAUGGUGGAGCACACGGUCGUACGCGUAGAAGACCAUUCACACGUAGACAAAUGCGUGAUAGAGAUGAUGGUUCCGAUACAUUAUGUGCUAUAAUAUUUUGUAAUAUGAAUCAUACUGCUCGGGUACUAUUCGAUUUGCUGGCCGAAAUGAGCAGACAUGAUCCAGAUUUAAAAUUUCUAAGAUGCCAAUAUACUACCGAUCGUGUUGCGGAUCCUGUUACUGAACCCAAGGAGGCAGAAGCCGAGCAUCGGCUUCAAGAAGAAGUACUAAAAAAAUUUCGUAUACAUGAUUGUAAUGUAUUGAUUGGUACUUCAGUGCUGGAGGAAGGUAUUGAUGUGCCAAAGUGCAAUUUAGUUGUACGCUGGGAUCCUCCAACAACAUAUCGUAGCUAUGUACAGUGUAAGGGUAGAGCUAGAGCUACACCUGCGUAUCAUGUGAUAUUAGUUGCACCAGAAUUUGACAUUUCAACCUAUACGCCGCAUAAUAAAAAUGAGCAAUUGUGCAAUGAAAGUCAUUUCCUUACUUGUAAGUUAAGUGAUAAUGAAGGUGAAGAUUUGGAUAUAACCGAUAAUUCGGAUACUGAAAGUAAAAGUAAACCCAAUCAGUAUAUAUUUGAUGCACCGCGUGGUACUGUAAAAAUACUUAAUCCUGAAGUUUUAACAAAUAAACCUCCCACGACAAGCGAUAUUCACUUAAAAGAAAUAAAAGAUGAAAACUGUACUGUAGAGGAACUAACUAUUGAUCUCCAAGAAGAUAAAAAUUUAAAAUGUAUCACAAAUGGCUUGGAUUAUGAAAUCAAAAAUGAAAGCCCUAUAACGGCGGAAAACUCCAUGUCCAAUCCCAGUGAUGAAUACAAAAAGAGUUGUGAAGUUGUAGAUACCAAUGAAAUACAUAAAGUGAAAAAGAAGAAACGUUUUCAAUGCAUACUCAUGGAGAAAGGGAUCAAGUUGAUUCCACUUACUGAAUUUCAAACUUAUGAAAAUGAAUCAUUAAAUAUGCAUGCAGCAACAAUAAGAAUCGUUGAUCAAUUAGCACAAUAUAGAGAAAUCGAAAAGAUGUUGCUGCAAAAAUGUGCUAAUUUUGAGCCACCUGAAGAGGAACAUAAUCUGGCGGAUCAGUAUGUUAACUGUAUUCUGCCUUACAAACCACAACCGGAUUUACUAACCGGUGCAUCUGUAGAUUUAUGCACUUCAAUAGCAUUAGUAAAUAAAUAUUGCUCAAAAUUGCCUAGUGAUACCUUUACGAAAUUAACAGCGCUCUGGCGUUCCACGGAAAUUGUACGCUGUGGUGUUAAAAUGUAUCAAUAUACACUACGUUUGCCCAUAAACUCACCACUUAAAUAUGAUAUUGUGCAAUUGAAAGAUCCACUUGUUAUAUUGAAACCAUGA
Messenger RNA from Teleopsis dalmanni, 2859 nucleotides. It is a transcript of the gene Dcr-1, whose product is annotated as endoribonuclease Dcr-1. The coding region runs from base 91 to 2859 and encodes 922 amino acids. Gene Ontology annotation, molecular function: ribonuclease III activity; deoxyribonuclease I activity; RNA binding. The transcript is spliced from 5 exons. The record is from RefSeq and is a predicted model, not a curated record. NCBI's taxonomy places the organism in Eukaryota, Metazoa, Arthropoda, Insecta, Diptera, Diopsidae. Gene Ontology annotation, cellular component: nucleus; cytoplasm; RISC complex. Gene Ontology annotation, biological process: pre-miRNA processing; apoptotic DNA fragmentation; siRNA processing.